AUGGCCAAGCACAACAUUUUAGCUUGGGUCAAGUACUAUGGAAAAUACACACACGUCAAAGUGAAGAGAUUUUGCAUGUAUUCGUUAGUCUAUGUAUGCUUGCCAUGCACCUGUGGUAUGUCAGUCAUGUGGACCGAUAAUGCUCCAUGGUGGGACCUGCCAAAGAAACCAGGCGAGGACGCCAACAGCGUCUCCCAGCAGCGGGCACAAGAGGCGGCUGGGUUGCUAGUGGACCAGGCAGACCAAAAUACCUAA
Messenger RNA from Fusarium venenatum, 255 nucleotides. The record is from RefSeq and is a predicted model, not a curated record. NCBI's taxonomy places the organism in Eukaryota, Fungi, Ascomycota, Sordariomycetes, Hypocreales, Nectriaceae.